CAGCGCGCGGCUGCUAUCAGCGCCGUCGUGUGGCUGCUAUCGACCAGCGCCGCUGGCUUCGACAUGCGCUCGUGCGACGCGGCGCUGGGCAUGCAGUCCGGAGACAUCCCCGACUCCGCCCUGAGCGCCAGCUCGUCCUACGUGCCCAACGUGGGCCCGCGCAACGGCCGGCUGAGGACGGAGCGCACGGGCGGCGCCUGGUGCCCCCGACUGCCGGUGGAGAGCGGCGUGCGGGAGUUCCUGCAGGUGGACCUGGGCCAGGUGCACGUGGUGACGGGCGUGGAGACGCAGGGUCGCUACGACCACGGCCGAGGCCAAGAAUACGCCGAGGAGUACACGCUCGAGUACUGGCGACCCGGCCUGCACGAGUGGAAGGAGUACAGCCGCUGGGAUGGCAAAAAGAUCCUGAGCGGCAACACGGACACGUCGACGGUGGUGAGCCACCGCCUGAUGCCGGCCUUGUUCGCAAGCCGCCUGCGGGUGCUGCCCUACAGCGUGCACCGCCGCACCGUCUGCCUGCGCGUCGAGCUGCGCGGCUGCCUCUUCGACGGCGGGGUGGUCAGCUACCAGAUACCCGAGGAGCCGUCGGCGGACCCGGCGCAGGACCUCACGGACCCGCCCUACGACGGAGAGCGACGCGAUGGCCUGCUCUGGGGCGGCCUGGGCAUGCUGGUGGACGGCCAGGUGGGCGGUGACAACUUCCGCCUCGACAUCGGCUACGGCAAGGGGAACGGUUGGGUGGCGUGGAAGAGGGCGUCUUUCCCAGACAACUAUGUGGAGAUGAUCUUCGAGUUCGACGAUGUCCGGAACUUCAGCGCAGUGCACGUCUUCACCAACAACUUCUUCAGCAGAGGAGUGCAGGUGUUCAGCAGGGCGAAGAUCCUGUUCAGCAACGGCGGGCAGUUCUACAACGGCAAGCCGCUGUCCUUCUCGUACAUGCCCGACCCGGCGCUGGAGCACGCGCGGAACGUGUCCGUCCGCCUGCACCAGCGCGCAGGGCGCUUCCUCAAGCUGCGGCUGUACUUCGCCGCCGAGUGGAUCAUGGUCAGCGAGGUGCUCUUCGAGUCGGCUGCCGUCGACGGCAACUUCACCGACGAGGCCGCCAGCAGCCACGAGGACGUCCUGACUGACCCGGAGGGCGCGCGUACCCGCUGGGACUCCUUCGAGACAAUGACGGCCCCGCGGGGCGACCAGGGCUACGUGGAGGCGGUGGUCGGCGUGCUGACGGCGGUGUCGCUGCUGCUGCUGCUGGUGUUCGUGGUGAUCCUGGUGGUGAGCCGGCGCCAGAAGCUGCACGGCUCGCCCACCUUCCUGCGCACCAUGAACAUGAAGGACCUGCUGAUGACGCUGUCGCCGCUGAACAGCUCUGGCGUGGUGCCGGUGAGCGGGCAGCCCACGCCGACCAGCCAGGACCCGUGCAGCAAGACGCCGUCUCUGGUGUUCCACUCGGCGCCGCCGGGCCGCGACGAGGCCAGCCUCGCCUCGCUGUGCAGCGGCGCCGGCAGCCAAGUGUUCGCGGUGGAGGAGGCGGAGGCGGCGGAGGCGGUGGCUGGCGGCGGCACCGCCCCCGAGGCUUGGCAGCCCCGCGGCCUCCGGGCGUCGGAGACGUGCGCGCAGCUGCGCUCCCUGGGCCGCGACAGGAGCCAGCUGCAGCUGCAGGCCGCGCGCUGCGCCACCGAGCCGUCCAGGAAGCGGCGCUUCCACACGUCGCCCCGCGAGAAGCAGGCGGCGCCCCCGCUGGUCACCAGGUGGAACCUCGUGCCCAGCGAGCAGCACGCGCACAAGUGCCGCGAGGCCGACCUGGCGAUGGUGCCCCGCCAGUGCCUGCACGUCACCGAGAAGAUCGGCUCCUGCCACCUCGGCGAGGUAGUGCUGUGCGACGCGCGGCGGCUGGAGGGCGUCGUGGCCGAGUGCGGCCGCACGGUGGCCGCGAGGAUCCACCGCGACCCCUCCGCCGACGACGGCGCCCUGCUGCGCGAGGCUCGCUUCCUCGCCGGCCUCAGGGACCCCAACGUGGCGCGCGUGCUGGGGCUGUGCGCGGACGAGCGGCCGCCGUGGACCGUGACCGAGUACUGCGACAUGGGUGACCUGGCGCACUUCCUGCAGUACACCGUGCACCGCGAGACCACCAUCCUGCCUCCUUCCAGCAGCGUGCAAGCGCUCAGCAUCGGAUGCCUCACUUAUAUGACAGUGCAAAUCGCUUCAGCAAUGAAAUAUCUGGAAUCGAAACAUGUGGUCCAUAAAGAUUUGGCAGCAAGGAACUGCCUGGUCGGCAGGGGAUACAAAGUGAAGGUGGCCGACAUUGCGAUGUGCAGUUCGCUGUACCACAAGGACUACACAGAGCUCGGAGAGCGGCAGAUGGUCCCAAUCAGAUGGUUGCCGUGGGAGAGCAUAGUUCUGGACCGCUACUCGUGCGCGGGCAACUCGUGGUCCUUCGCCGUGACGGCCUGGGAGGUGAUGAACCUGGCGCGCGAGAAGCCCUUCCAGCAGCUCUCCAACCAGGAGGUCAUCCUCAGCGCGGACCGCAUGUACUACGGCGAGGAACUCCAGGUGCUGCUGCCGAAGCCUGUGGCGUGCUCCGCGGACAUGUACGAGCUGCUGUGCGAGUGCUGGAGCCGGGACGAGGACCUGAGGCCCACGCUCAGGGACAUCUACACCAUCCUCAAGAGGAAGAUAGUCGGCUACCGCCCCGGCGACUGAGCGGGGAUCUCCUCCUCCACGUCAGCUUGCUUCAACGUCAGAACAUUGUGUCACACUUGUGCUGGAUCCUUCUUCUUUAACCGGACUCCUACCUCGGGCUGGGAAAAGGAAAUCAAUACUAUAGGUCAUGUACAACAAUAUUUCGUAACUCGAGUGAUAAGUUCGUGGCGCAUGACGUCUUUUCGGACCAAUUUUUUUUCUUCUAUGGUUCCGAUUGAACUUAAAUGUGUUUUCGUGUUACAGGUUUCUGACCAAUGUACGCUAAUAGUUCGAAGUCAUGUAUAGCUGUAGCAUUUUAAAAGCAUUCGAGUAGCUGUCUCGGAAAAUCCUUUUUGGGGGAUGAUUUGCUGCUUGUUUGAAAAAUAUUCUAGAAAAAAAUGAAGUGUCUACAGAUUUAAGUUUUAAAAGUUGUUUUUUUUUUUUCGCAGAGAGGUUAUUUAAUACUUGAAUCCUACCAAUACAAUCCAAGCAAAAAAAAAGAAGGUACAUGUAUAUAAUUAAUAUACCUACCCUAUUUUAGUAGGCAUUAUGUGUUAUUAAUUUCAAUGAGAAUCAGUUUUAUAAGCUUCUUAGUAAUGCAAAAGCUACCAAAUAGAUAUGAUCUAAUCUAAUCUAAUCUAUGCCUUAAAUCAUCUAAAAGCAGUUCAAAUCAGUACAGGCAAACGUUUCCACGCGCACAGUGCAUAGGUACAUCUGCGCUCAAGAUGUAAUGCCCUUCAUAAUAUCUUUGGCUUGGUGCUGAAUUGCACACUUGCCAAGCCACACAUAUUCCUAACAUAUCAUUUGUAGUAAUGCAACUUAAACUUUUAACAAAAUGAGUACUUCCUUUGUGUUUCAACGCCAUGAAAUUCUGGGACGUUUAUUACACACUGAAUCAGAGUCCUCAUUGGUUUCCAUAUGCCGAUCAUAACCCUUAUUUUUCCUUGGAAAGAAUCACUUGUGUACAACAAAAAUUGCAGAGCUAUCUAGGCUGUUAAUAAAUAGCAAUUCUUACCGUAUAACUGCAUCGCGCAAGACAUCUAGAAAGCACUACUAGGAUGGGAUUUGUAUGUCAAAAAUUUAACUUUGUUGUUUCUGUUUUCACUGCGCUUCCACUGUUCCCUUAAACUCUAUUUUAUACGUAGUAGAAUGUAAAUAUCAGUACCCUAGAUGUGUUUUAAGUGGAAAUAUUUCAACAACGAAUCUAAGAAAUGUGGUUAGUACUCGUAAAGGAAACUGGAAUAUUUGUGAAGCAAAGGGAUGUUCUAGUAUUUAAAAUGUUUGUCAUUGUGGUGUAGAUGGUUGGGUUUAUUUUUGAUAUUCCCUCAUAAUAAACCAAAUCUUAAAUUGUAAAUGUAUUAAAUACGCGACAUUUUCGUGAACAUCUAUAAAAAUUUGAUGCCAAAUUUUUUUCUCGCAGGAUAGUUGUCACGUGUGAAGGAAUUCUCUUGAUGUAGCUAACAUAACAUAAGUUUUUUUAUUCCUUUUCAAAAUUCACUUAAAUUAAACUUGUAAAAUUUUACGCAGAAUUGUAAAUGUGGCUGUAGAGCUGUAAGCUAUGUAUCUGCUGUUCAUAUAAAAAAGACCAGGUGUUGACAGUAUAAGGAUACCCAUAUUUACAGUUCUAUUGAAUGUUUAAUGAAAAUGGCACCGUUAGUAGAUUAAAAGUACUUGAAUUAAGUGAUCUGUUUUCAAAAGUUAAAACAAAAUUGAAACAGUAGUCCAGCCACUAAAUGAACUAAAAGAAUAUGAUAGUAACAAAAUAAAGAUAAAAAAUACUGUUACAUAGACACUUGUACAAAACCGUGCGCUGGAUACAUCCGUACUUCCUGCUCAUGUCGGCUCGCCAGUAUUUUUAAACGAGAGAGAGAGCCUAUACACGUUUGUUUUCCCGCCCCACACCAACGCUUCCUGCGAUCCCGGGGAUAAACAAAACACGAGCGCUUAUCCGCGCGAACAUCGAUUCACACGUUGUGAACAGCGACGCUACCGUCGCUACAGGGUUCAUACAUACCAGUUCUUGUUUUCUGCGCGUGGCUCUUUAAUUUGCGUACUCUGUUGAAGGUUUUGGCUUAAAAUUAACCAAGAAUUGUGAAUACAAUUUAUUUCUGUGAUUUUUGUUAAAUUAAGGACUAUUUAUUUGAAAAAGGAACUCAUAAAUUAUAUCUUGCAGUAUCAAUAAACCUUCCAGACUUGUUGAGUAUACACCAAAAACACUAUUCUUCCUUGCACUUGGAUGUCUAGCCUUUUUAGAACGUAAUACAGAUCUCGGGUAGUUGUUUCUACACAUAAAAAAAAAUGUUAGUACUCAUACAAAAGCUUCCUUUGAAAAUAAUUGGCAAAUAAUUAGUUUGUAAUACUACAGGAAAGAUAUUGUAACUUAGAACAACACAUGGCUAUGGCUAUUUUUGCAUAUAUGAAGUACGUUUUUCGAGAUAAUACCGAGUAUUUCUUACAAAUUUGGCACAUAAUUUUAUAUUUUAAUUGAUGUUUUAUUCAAGCAUAUUUAUUUAAAUCGUGAAAAA
This is a messenger RNA of Bacillus rossius redtenbacheri, 5204 nucleotides long. RefSeq names its product discoidin domain-containing receptor 2-like. Gene Ontology annotation, cellular component: signaling receptor complex; plasma membrane. Gene Ontology annotation, biological process: multicellular organism development; positive regulation of phosphatidylinositol 3-kinase/protein kinase B signal transduction; positive regulation of neuron projection development. Bases 64 to 2700 code for a protein of 878 amino acids. NCBI's taxonomy places the organism in Eukaryota, Metazoa, Arthropoda, Insecta, Phasmatodea, Bacillidae. Gene Ontology annotation, molecular function: protein tyrosine kinase collagen receptor activity; ATP binding; collagen binding. The transcript is spliced from 17 exons. The record is from RefSeq and is a predicted model, not a curated record.